Penicillium daleae is the source of this 837-nucleotide messenger RNA. RefSeq lists its product as uncharacterized. NCBI's taxonomy places the organism in Eukaryota, Fungi, Ascomycota, Eurotiomycetes, Eurotiales, Aspergillaceae. The transcript has a single exon. The record is from RefSeq and is a predicted model, not a curated record. The coding region runs from base 1 to 837 and encodes 278 amino acids.
AUGUCAGAGGCCCACCAGGCUUCCUCGACGGUGCAGGCGCUUAGCUCAGAGACCAGCAAUACCGCGGUGGGAAUCAGCAUUAUCGUGUUCAUGUCCAUCGCCCUGUACAAUGCGAUCGAGCUGUCGGUGCUGAUCCCGCUCACUUUCCACCGCUAUCGGUCUCUCUACUUCUGGGCGCUUUUCAGCUCGGCCGUGCUAGGCGUGAUUCCGCAGACGAUCGGGCAAGGACUGCAAUUCUUCAAUCUGGAGCCGUUGUGGCUGAGCAUGUUUCUCUCGAAUUUCGGGUUUUUCUUUCUCGUCCCGAAUCAGUCCGUUGUCCUUUACUCGCGAUUGCACCUGGUAUCGCAGAAUACACUCGUGCUAGCGUUUGUACGGUGGUUGGUCGUUUUCGCAUACAUCACGAUUGUCAUCCCCACAAUUGUAUUAAAUGUAGGCUCGUCGUUCGUCCCGCAAUCUGUUCAAUGGGUCAAGGGUUUCAGCGUGAUGGAACGCAUCCAGGUAACCUGGUUCACGGCUCAGGAGGUCCUCAUUUCAACCAUUUAUAUCUGGGAUACAAUAUGGUUGAUUCGGUUGAGUCCCGAGGCGGAUGUGCGUCGACAUAAGAUCCUAUAUGAGCUAUUGGCUGUUAAUAUCGCGGCGAUCAUUAUGGAUUUGUCACUGGUUGUCCUGCAGUAUCGGGGGUUCUACUUUACGCAGAUUGAGUUGAAGCCGAUGGUGUAUAGCAUCAAGCUUAAGCUUGAGUUUGCUGUGCUUGGCAUGUUGGUUUCUAUUGUGCACUCGCACACCUCGAAUCCACCGACAUGGAGGGCUGACUGUACGACCUCGGAGUUUUCAUAG